AAACUGGAAGGGUCCUUUGCUAUGCUCUCAGUCCUGUCCACAAGCGGCCGCGAAGUUGCAGCGCUUGGUGCCGAUGAGUUUACAGCAAUGGUGGAAAGCUUUGGGGCCUCAGCUGAAUCCCUCAAGCGGCACCUGGCACCGCAGCUGGGUGUGAGUCGCUUUCGCCUCCGCUUGCUGCGGGAGGGCAGCAGUGAAUGCCUGGCAGAUCAGGAACCGCUGGAACUGCCCAUGACCCUCCAGCUGGUGAUCUUGGGAUUUGCACCCAAUGAGGUGAAGCAAAACGUGAGCUUCAUGUCCGCCUGCGCGGGUGACUUGCUGGAUGAGGUGGAACAACACCUGCAGCGACCCCAAGACCCAGAUGUCAGCGACAUCAAUGGCCGGCGGGCCAUCCAUUUUGCUGCAGCCAACGGGCACGCGGAGUGUGUUCGAUUGUUGGUUGAAGCAGGGGCCAAUAGAGAAGCUGCUGACAAAGUAUGCGGGGCAACGCCACUGCACUUGGCAUGUUUGGCCGGCCAUCCCAAGAUGGUCGGUUUGCUGUUGGAACUUGGGGCUCAGACAGAUCUUGUGACGCAAGAGGAUGGUUCAACUCCCCUGCACUGGGUGACGGAAACUGCCAGGUGCAAGGAAAGCUGCUCGGAAGUCUUGCGGCUUUUGCUGGAAGCAAAAGCUCAGACCUGCAAAGCCCGCAGAGAUGGUUCCUCCGCGAUUCACUUGGUAAGUUCCGAUGGACAUUUAAAGAUGCUGCGUCUUUUGUUGGACUUCGGUGCUGAAGUCGACGUGCUCAAUGGAGAUGGUGCCACACCCCUGCACCUAGCAGCUCAGGAUGGACAUUUGGAAGUGGUGGAGGCCUUGCUAAAUGCAGGCGCGGAGAAAGAUUGUCGCAUGAAUGGCACAGGGGCAACACCUCUACGCCUGGCAGCAGGGGUCGCACAUCAUCAUAUCGUUGAGCUGUUGAUCCGGUGGGGUGCCAACAAAGAUUUGGCCGCAGACGAUGGCAGAACUCCUUUGCAGGUUGCAGCUCUCCAUGGCUACUCAAAGGUGGUGGCUUUGUUGGCCGGUGCCGAGGAUGCCAAGGACGGGAACCUGGUGGCCGAGGAUAGCUUGGGACCCAAGAGGCGUCGCGUUUCGAAGCUUUCGCGAAGUGAAGAAAAAAGGACGGGAGUUCGAGCGCGCGCCGUUGAGAAAGUGCAGCGGCAAUUGGCGGAACUCGCUGAGGAGCCGGAGCGUUCAGAACUCGUGAAGCUUCAGCUGAAAAACAAGCGAGAAUGCCAAACUUUGCGACCAUGUGCGCGCUAUCAACAGGAUGACAUGGGCUCCGGUGUGCCAGACGACUUCUUGGAAGAAUCAAAGGCGGUGACAGAUGGACAUGUGGUGUUUUUGGACGAUGCCAUCAACAAGGAGGGUCAGGCCACAUGGGCCAUUGACAUCCAAGAGUCUGUGGCGCGAGGCAUCACGGCCAAUUCCAUCCAGAAUCGCUACCUGGACAUGCUGGAGUCCUUGAAGCUCAAGGCCUUUCUAAUGAAUGCUGAAAAGGAAAGUCAGGUCAUGGACAAUGAGGAUAUGGACGUGAAGCUGGACAACGCUCCCUUGCGUGCAUUGAUGCAGCAGUCUGUGGGUGAUGUGAUGACACCCGAGGACGAAGCGAUUCUGCUCUUGUUGGCUGAAGAAGCCGCGGCUCGAGCAGCGGCCUCUAGACCCUUGGCUGAGCAUGUGGUGAACCUCACAAAGCAAGCUCGCAUUCGUCAAGAUGACGUGAAGGAAAGGAGAAGGAGGGUAGCCCUGCUGAGAAGAUGGGUGGAGGCCACAUGGGAUGAUAAAACGAACGACAUCGAAGCCUUGGUCGCGAAGCAUGCCGAGGAGCUUGCGGACGUUCUUGAGCUCAAACCUUUGGAGAGGAAGCGGCUGCUGGCAGUUAUCGAAGAAGGUGUGUCUCAGGAGGUGCCGACUGAGACUGAAGAAUCCCUCUUGGCAGAGGAUGCGCAGGUGCGUUAUGAACACCUCCAUUCGCUGCUGGAGUCUCUUCGGAAGGAGCUGCCACCUGGCAUGGAUGUCACCAACGCAGAGGCUGAGGACAUUGCGCUUUUCCUUGGCUAUUUGCGUGCAAAGACACUGGGGGGGCAGUUGACUUUCUACACAGAAUCCUUGACUGCGAGUUGCUGCGCGCCAUGCUGCGCGCUCCUGAUCCGUAUCAUGGCGGAUGGGGCGUGGAGCGAUGCAGAGAUGCAGCAAGCCUUGAGGGAAUCCAUGGAGUCUGCAUCCGUGAGGUUUGGCACCCCCUUGAGCCCUCAGGUUCUGCGUGACAUGAACAUUUUCUUUGAAUGUCAAGCACCUGGCUCUGAUACCUGUGGUCUCAAUGCCCUCAACAACCUCUGCCAACAGCACAUGUUUUCGGUGGAGGAUUUACAGCAAGCUGAGGCCCAACACGCACAACUGACCCAGGGGGGCCACUUUGCCCAACGACCCUCCCUGGCAGAGGUCCCCAGUGGCUUCUUUGACGUGGAAGCAUUGAAGAUCGCUGCGUCGGUGAAAGAUCUGGAGAUUGUGGAAGUGGAACCUGUUCCAGACUACCGCAAGAGCCGAUGUUUCGAAUUUGCGGAAGCUUCGCAAAACUUCGGUGAUGGAGCAUAUUUACUGGGCUUUUUAGUGUAUGACCGACAGCCAGGGCACAUGCACUACUAUGCCCUGUGCAGACAGCCGCGGAUGCCAGGUAUGUGGGUGAAGCUGGAUUCCCAGUUGCCUCCACUGUCAGCAGAGCACCGCAAUGCCUUGCUUCGGGAAAGUGAGCUGUGGGACAUCUACACUGCCAGCAAGCCGUUGUUCCAAUCAUGGCUUGUUCGAUGGUAUCCUGUGGUUUGGAGAAAGGGUGCAGUUCGGCAGGUUUGCAAAACGCUGGAAAGUCGAAAGCACAAAAUCUCCGGCAACCGGUGUACAAGCAUCUUGCAGGAGAGUGGCUGGUUGGUGUCGGGCGCCGUUUACCAACUCCUGGAGACACUUCCUUUGUUGACCCUGCGUCAGCUUCUGGUGAAGUUUGCGCGUCCGUCGGAGGUGGAGAUGCAGGGCUUGUUGGAAGCAUCGGGAUGGGAUCUUUCUCGUGCUCAGCCAGCGAUCGACCGUGUCUUGAAGCAACGGAUCACUCUAGCGAAAGAGGUGGAUGCCCAAAGCUCGUCGACCUUAGAAGCCCUGAGUUUAUGCGACUGGGAGCCCCGGGCUGCAGCUGCCUUGCUGGCAUUGAAAUUGCAUUUGGGUGCCGCGGCGCCGCUGCCGGAGCUGCAGCAGGCGCUGGAGCUGAGCGGCGGCGACGCGGACCGCGCCGAGGCGGUGGUGAAGCUCAAGGCGGAGCUGGGAAAUAUGGAACAUGCUGCCAAGCUUCUGCAACAAACUCAGACCUGGUCAGUACAAAGCGCGAAAAAGGUCCUGGAGGUUCGACGUCGCUUCCCGCGCUGCUCGGUGCCGGUGGCCCUGGAGGUCCUGCGACGCAACGACGAGGAUCCGCACGCCGCCUGCGAGAUGCUCGAGGAGUUCCGGCAGCGCAUCCGGCGCAGCGUCAGCGCCGAGUGGGAUCACUUCCUGCACCAGGGAGAGG
Messenger RNA from Cladocopium goreaui, 3583 nucleotides. Lineage: Eukaryota; Dinophyceae; Suessiales; Symbiodiniaceae. The record is from the annotation of a GenBank genome assembly.